Molecule: messenger RNA, 1149 nt
Organism: Anopheles marshallii
Lineage: Eukaryota; Metazoa; Arthropoda; Insecta; Diptera; Culicidae
Exons: 6
Coding region: 1-1149 (382 amino acids)
Source: RefSeq, a predicted model, not a curated record
AUGCAGUCAUUGCAAAUACAGAGAAACCCAAUACGGGAUCAAAAAACAGUUCUGCUUUUUAUAAACCAAAUAAAGCAACAUCCCUGUCUGUGGAAGCAAUCAGAUGAUUAUUACAGGAAUAUAAAUGCAAGAAAAGUAGCUUGGUGCACAAUAGCUCGAAAAAUGGGGCACAGUGUUUCGGUCCUGAGGAGUAAAUGGCGAAGCUUAACGGUCCAUUACUUCAAGCUUAGAGACGACAUAGAACUGAGAAGGAAUGCUCAGAAUCAAGGUGGGCCAAAUUGGUUUGCCUACUGCUCAAUGGAGUUUUUGGGAAAUUCCAAAAAUGUUCGCCAAAGAAGAGGACAGCAUAAAGAAUAUCUAAUUUUGGGCGAAGAACAAAACAUAGUUCCGGAGGAAUGUGAACUGAAUGAGAUAGUCCACGUUGAAGAAGAAUCCGAGAAUUACGAAGCGACAAUGGAGGAUAAUUUAGCGGAAUCAACGACCGUAUGUACCGUGUCUUAUGAUGUGACGAAUGGCAAUCUGCCCCAAGGCACUUUGCUGGAGGAAGAACAAAAUAAUGCUGAUGAUGGCAUGGCAGAUUCUGAAAUCUCUCUCGAACAACGUUAUGUGAAUGAAAAACGGAAAUCAAUGUUGUUAUAUCAGUUAAACGAAAGACUCGAGAAACAGCUACAACAGCAAAGAGCGGAAGUACAGCUACAACAACAAAAAAUGUUAUCCUUGGAGCAAAAAUUGAAAUUCUCUGAAAGAAAAUUAGCCAAAUUGACAAAAAUUCAUCAGGAGAAUUUUGAUACAAUUGUAUCAGAUGACGACACAACAGAAACGUUAGUGGAUGGCACAACUUUUACGAUCAACGUUGCAACUGAUGCAAACGGUCAAUGUGAUCCGUUGUAUAACCCGACAGAGACAAUCAAUCGAGGCAGUAGCUCAGACCCUAUUCAGUUAAUGAGUAGUUCCAUCAAAAAGAUGCAAACUGUAAUUGAGAGUUUUACAAAUCAAUCGAAGCGUCGUUAUAGCGGUUUCGGAGAGUUUAUGGUGCGCGAGCUUAAUGAUAUGGAUGAGACAACUAGCUUAAGAUUGAUUAAAGACAUGAUAUCGAUAUUGCAAAGGGAAGGAAAUGUUCAUCGCAACACUAGAACCCAUGUGGAAUGA